Messenger RNA from Acaulospora colombiana, 1572 nucleotides. Lineage: Eukaryota; Fungi; Glomeromycota; Glomeromycetes; Diversisporales; Acaulosporaceae. The record is from the annotation of a GenBank genome assembly.
AUGUGGGAGCUUGCAUCUGGUUACCAACCAUAUCACAAUAUUGAACACGACGAAAACCUUAUUGUGGAAAUAUGCAACGGAUUGCGACCUGAAAUUACAAACGACACACCCGAGUGUUGGAGGAAUUUAAUGAGUCGAUGUUGGGACCCCGAACCCUCGAGCCGACCCAAAAUUGAAGAGAUUAUGAAAAUGUCUGAUGACGAUGAAAAAAUAUUUUGCCAACAAUUUAAGGAGGCCGAAGAAAAGCGUCAAAAAAUGAUUGAAUAUGGUACCCUAUUCGCAAAAGGGUAUGGAUCAAAUAAUCCGAAUUCAAUAUAUCAUAGCAGAUUACUGAGUCCUCUGAUAGAGGCAGCAAGAUCAAUCCUAAAUUCAAGGAACCCUGAUGUCACACGAUCUUUAGAAGUUGACAAAAAUCAACACGACUCAUCAAUAACCGAAUCAAAAAAUUUUGAUGAUGAUGAUUAUCGAACUGAAAUAUGUUCGGAUUGCCAUAACAGGGGAAAAUUAGCAAAUGCAGUAUGCGAAAUUUGUUAUUUCAAAAAUUUUAAUCUUAAAGUAAGUGGCAACAAGGAUAUAGACGAUUUCCUCAGGGAAUUAAUGAGAGGGCAUAGGCCUACUUUAGAGUGGAUACCGUACGAAGAAUUUUCAGGAGUAGAAAAGAUCGGUCAAGGCGAAUUAAGUAAAGUUUAUAUGGCAACAUGGCACAAAGGACCAAUUAAUGAGAACAGUAAGAGUUUUAUGCGGAAAUCCUCAAUAAAGGUGGCAUUGAAGGUUCUCAAUGAAUCUCAAAAUCUAGAUUCUAAAUUUUUUAAAAAGUUAAAGUUUUCGGGGUGGUCCGCGAAUGAUUUCUACGGCAUCUCGCGAGAACCAACAUCUGGAAAUUAUAUCUUUGUUAUGGAAUAUGCAAAACUGGGUAACUUAAAUAUCUACUUGCAAACGAAUUUUAAUAAGAUUACCUGGAUUAAAAAGAAAAUGAUUCUUAAUAAUAUUGUCGGAAAAAUUGGAUCAAUUCAUGGGAAGGGUAUAAUUCAUCAGAAUUUACAUAGCGGCAAUAUAUUGGCAAGGUCACCUAAACGCGUUUUUGGAAAAGUAUGGAUAUCCGACUUAGGAUUUAAUCAGGCUAUAAAUAAAAAAUCCGAAUACCCCGAGGUUUAUGGAGUUAUACCUUACGUUGCACCCGAGUACGAAGAAGCCGAGAAGAGACGUCUACAAAUGGUCAUGACUGAUGUAAAAGAAGCUGAACCAAACCAUCCCACCUCUGCAUAUCAUGCCAGAUUAUUAAAUCCUAUUAUGGAUUCUGCAAAUAUUAUUUUAAACUCACGGAGUUCAUCCAAUAUUAUGCAUCCUUCAGCGUCACCAAGCUCUCCGGAGAUUCAGGUUGAACCUCAGAGACCUAGAAAUAUUCCUUGCAAUAAGUAUCAAUUAAACAUAUCGAAAAGCGGUAACAAGGAUAUUGAUGAUUUUCUCAAAAAGUCAUUGGGGAACGAAGGAAGAUGCAUUUUAGAAUGGAUACCAUAUGGAGAAUUUUCGAAUCUUGAAAAGAUUGGAAGAGGAGGGUUUAGCAAGAUGUAG